AUGGUUGAUCGAGCAAUCAUUCAUAAAUUCAUUGAUGAUGUCCGACGCGAUUUAGACAAGACGACCGUUUCCGACUUCGAUUUCGAUAGCAAGUUGCCUGGUUAUCGCUAUGUGGUUGGAGGAAUUGAGGAGAGUUUGGAACUUGAUCAAAUUAACUUGCAAAAACUAAAAAAGUAUUGCAAAAGUCUGGUGUCGAAUAUAACAGAUUAUUCAGCAGGACAAUUACAGCUUGCCGAUUAUCUGGAUAAACUAGGAUCGCAGACUAUAUCGAAAGAAGCUGAAAUGGGUGCUGCCUUUAUCAAUUUUGCAAAACUUCAAAAGGAGCUAGCAGCUUUAUCGAAACGUCUAGUCCAUAGUCACUCCAAUUUAGCCUCAUUGCAAAAUGAUGGUCACGCCAAAAGUGGCGGAAAGAACUCUAAGUUGGAAUUGAAAAAGGCCGUAGAAGCCAUCGAGAAGUUGAUUAAGGAUUACGAUUCAAAAAGAAAUGAAAGACGAAAACUCGAUAGUGAUCGCCAGCACGAGUCCGCUGAAUCUGAUUCUGACUCAAAGCGUCACCUGCAAAUGCAACUUUGCGACUAUUUCAUAAAAGUGAACGAUGCAAAAUUGAAACAAAGGAUAGAAUUUGUCCAACGUUUAGUUGACUAUUACCACUCUCAAGUUAGCUAUUUUCAGGAAGGGUUUGCAAUGUUAGAAGGCUUUAAACCCUAUAUUCAAGAAUUAACUAAAGAAUUAGCUACGGUAAAAGGCAAACAAGACGAAAUUAGAUCGCAUUUAACCGGUCUAAAUGCUACGUUGAAACAAUCGAAGACAUGUUCGGAGCAGAGCAAUACGAAUGUAUCGGGAUAUAGUUUACAUGGCUAUCGGGGAGACAAAACAUUUGGCUACGAAAAAUCUGGGUAUCUUUACAAAAAAAGCGAGAAAGGGAUAAGAAAAACUUGGCAUAAACGAUACUGUGCCAUAAAAAACGGAUAUAUGACUAUAUCAACAGCAGCGACUAGUCCUCCAAAGACAACAUUAAAUUUACUCACGUGUCAAGCAAAGGAUUGCAGAGAUCAAGAUGCUAAGAAAUGGAAUUUCAUGAUAUUUUCUAGUAGUGGUACUAUAACCUUCCAAGCUGAAGAUGAAUCAGAGUUAAAUCAAUGGAUAUCGGUAGUAGCUAACAGCAGAGAACAGGCACUAAAUCAAGCUUUUGAUAAGACCUAUAAUUCCGAGACGAUUAUUGAUAAAAGAAGUUCUAACGCCGUUAAAGAGCUUACAGACAGUAUCUUAUUUGAUAUCAAAUUACGGAAGGGAAAUAAUCUAUGUUGUGAUUGUAAUAGUAAAGAUCCGACUUGGCUUUCCACUAAUCUUGGAAUUCUAUUAUGCAUCGAAUGCUCUGGAAUACAUCGACAAUUAGGCGUUCAGUACUCACGGAUAAGAUCUUUAACUCUUGACAAUAUUGUAACAUCAGAAUUACUGUUGGCAAGGACUAUAGGAAACUACAGUUUUAAUGAAGUUUUUGAAGCGUCCCUAUCGCCCGAAGAUAAAUUGCAGUCGCCUAGCCAAAUGGAUGAAAGACAAAAAUUCAUAGAAGCAAAGUACAUUGCCAAAAGGUUUAUCUUACGAAAAUAUACUUCCGAAGAAUAUCUAAUUAAAGGAAUGGAAUCUGCAAUCGAGAUGUCUAAUAUUGAAGGACUUUUGCAAACGUUUGUUGAAGAUGCCAAUUUUACUGGCCCGCUACCAAAUUACAAUGAUGGAAGAAAUGCGUUACAUCACGCAAUUAACCGGGAUUGUUCGUUAUCGCUACACAUAAUUGACUUUCUUGCCAAAAAUAGUAAAGAUAUUAGUUACCAAAUGAUGAAUGGCGAUACGGCACUUCAUAUUGCUGCAAGAAGUGAUCAAUCAGAAUGCAUUAAGUUACUAGCUAAAGGUGGAAUAAAUCCUAACAUUACAAAUAACAAAAAAGAAACUGCUCUUGAUUUGGCUAAAUCGAGAUCGUGUAAUAAAUGUGUUGAUUUGUUAGAAAGUAUAAUGAACAACCAAUUAAGCUCUUGCGAUCAAAUUCAUGUAGAAGAUUGGGGCAUAAUGGCUGGCGAGGAAUCGAUAUAUGUUCAUUUACCAGCCCAGGAAGAUUUUAGUGACGACGAGUUAGAUGACGCCCGAUACUUAGAAACGAAGCAAAAAUCGGAAUGCAUCGCACCGAAAGAUAUCAGUCUUGAUUUAUCAUAUCGUUAUCGUUCUGGAUCUCAUCGAAGUGAUCAUAGCGGUCGAGUAGAUCAUCGAAGAUCCUUAAGCUUUGAUGAAAGUCUAGAUAAGAAACACACCGCAGUUAACAGAUAUACUAAUUCGAUAGUGGACAAUAAUAAGAGAUCUUCUUACUAUGACGGUAUCCUCUCAGAUAGUUCCCGGAUGUCGAACAUAAGAAGUCAUAGUAAUCCUUAUCAUAACUCAGCCAACCGUCAAUCAUUAUAUUUCAUGAAACCCGCUGGUGAUAAUAUCUACGAAAAUGAAACAAGCAGCAACACCUUGCCAAACUUAGCUUCGCAGAGUGGCGAAAAGUAUAGUAAUCCUUCUGAUCUUUUACCUGGUACUUUAGCUAGAAAAGGAAGGCAAAUUCGUGUUAAGGCACUUUAUGAUUGUGAAGCUGACAAUGAAGAUGAACUGUCAUUUCAAGAGAAUGAGAUUAUUAUCGUAACUAGUGAUUCAGAUCCGGAUUGGUGGAGCAGAUAUUUAGCACGCGUCAUUCUUGAUUUAUCUCUUACUAAAAAUCGUAUCAAGUACAAUUUUUACAAUUUUACAUGUAGUAGCUGCAGACAUUAA
Messenger RNA from Trichoplax adhaerens, 2799 nucleotides. RefSeq lists its product as uncharacterized. Gene Ontology annotation, molecular function: GTPase activator activity; protein binding. NCBI's taxonomy places the organism in Eukaryota, Metazoa, Placozoa, Uniplacotomia, Trichoplacea, Trichoplacidae. Gene Ontology annotation, biological process: positive regulation of GTPase activity. The transcript is spliced from 33 exons. Gene Ontology annotation, cellular component: cytoplasm. The coding region runs from base 1 to 2799 and encodes 932 amino acids. The record is from RefSeq and is a predicted model, not a curated record.